AUGCAUUCGUACAGUGUACCGGUGGUGAAGCACGAUAUUUGCCACGAAGAAAUGAUCCUCGAAACGAUUGAUGCCUUCGAAUAUCUCAACACGGUCGUGGAAGACGUGUUUCACAAAAUUAAUGCACGGAUUGCACAAAACAAGCAGCGUUUGCAGGCGCUUGACACGCGCGUCGAAACGGUCAACAGCAAGGUGCGCCAACUGCACGAAACCAAGCAAGCGAUCAUCAUUUACUCACCCAGUCGCUAUCCAGCAAGUGAUAUGGAAUCGACAAUCAGCCCUACAAUCUCCCCCAGCAAAAGCCUUACACCCGUGAUGCACCCGAGGAAAAUGUCCGUCGGUAGUUUACCGCCCAAACCGUAUCAGCCGUCCCAUUCGUUGCAAGAAAAGAUCCAAUUCUAUCACGUUAAAUCACCGCGGGAAAACGAACGCAUUUUCCCGUUCGACACGUCCUCGACGGCAACAAACAAACGGGCCGGCGGUCUAUGCGGUCGUGAGUUGGGACCAUUCCUGGACACGUUGCUUCUAUUUAAUGAGGCUACAUACGUGCAAGACUACAAGGGACAAGAUUGGAAACGAUCGGCACGGAAAACCUCGACUCACGGUGGGACGAUACGGGAGGAACGGGUACUUUCCUCAUCGUCCCCGAUCAUACGGCACCGGGCGAAGAAGAAGAGUCAGGACAUUUUCUACACGCCCUCGCUGAGCGACGCCCCGAAGCUGGACGUUCCGAUCGAUUUGCCCGAUCUGCCGGGUAUCGUGAGCAACAUUAACUAUGUCGGAAACAGUACGCUGAUUGCUCCUUCGCUGCAGCUGGCCGGAAUCAUCGAACAGUUGCCCUCGCUUGAGGAUCUCACCAGUGCCAUGGAUGUGGCGGAUCAUUCCAAAGAAAAAAUGGCUGGAGACAGCUCGGUUGAGCCACCGGCAGCACCGGGAGCUGCAUAUCGUGGUAGUGCUGUUGAAACCGUCACAACACAACCGGCACCAAUGGCCGUUUCUCCACCACCUCCCCCGCCUCCGCCGCCACCUCCUCCACCACCAGCACCUUCCAUCACGGAUGAUCAGAAAAGCGAACCGGAAACUAUUAAAUCCGGAUCCGGAUCGAAACAGAAAGACGCUCCAGCAUCUGCAGCUUCAACAGGAGGUGACGCCCAUUUUAACCUGAUGGAAGCAAUCCGACGUGCUGGCGGUGCGGGGAAAGCUAACCUUCGGCACAGUGAACCUGCCGGGCAGAGGACCGCCGGCGCCGCCACCAACACCACGUCGGAACCGAAAAGCCUUAUCGAUGAUCUGCACAACAAGCUGCAGAUGCGCCGGAAGGGUAUAUCGGGCACACGGGAACCACAGGAACCAGGCAACGUGAUCGAUCGGCUGUCCGCGCUAAUUCCACCACCAGUACCGAAGCUGCCCACCACGGACGCAUCAGCCAGCGAGAGCAACGAGGAAGACUGGGAGGAGUGA
This is a messenger RNA of Anopheles maculipalpis, 1461 nucleotides long. It is a transcript of the gene wash, whose product is annotated as WASH complex subunit 1. Gene Ontology annotation, biological process: retrograde transport, endosome to Golgi; endocytic recycling; exocytosis. Lineage: Eukaryota; Metazoa; Arthropoda; Insecta; Diptera; Culicidae. Gene Ontology annotation, cellular component: early endosome; recycling endosome; WASH complex. Bases 1 to 1461 code for a protein of 486 amino acids. The record is from RefSeq and is a predicted model, not a curated record. Gene Ontology annotation, molecular function: gamma-tubulin binding; alpha-tubulin binding. The transcript is spliced from 2 exons.